UGUGGGCAAAAGGGUAAAUUGCUAGUUAGGGUUCCGCGAUGCCGGGAGGGAACGUCGAUGCGACUCUGUAUGUGAGUAAUCUGGAUGAUCGAGUGGACGAGCGAGUGCUGUAUGAUAUAAUGGUGCAAGCGGGACCUCUGGUAGAAGUUUACAUUCCCAGAGAUAAAGAGACUAAACGCCACAGAGGGUAUGGAUUUGCAGAGUAUGAGAGUGAGGAGAGCGCAAGCUACGCGCUCAGGCUUUUCUCUGGGCUCGUCACACUGCACAACCGGCCUGUGAAUUUCGCGUUCUCUGGGGGUGCGAAGAAAGUACCGCAGCAGCAGCAGCAGCAGCAACAAUCAAGCUUGUUCGAUCCAACACUGGAUCAAACACCUCCCAGCAGCAAGUUUGAGAGAUUUCUAUCGGCUUCUUCGUCGUCGGACAGAGAGUCGUAUUAUUCAGGCCAGCACCGCUCCUCGCGUUAUAGUUCCCGAGUUGCGAUGCUUGUCCAAAGAACUAACCACGGGCGCUAGUAACUAUAAUGAAUGUUAUGUUAGUACCAUUGACUUCCAACACUUAGUCUGCAUAUCAACCACAACGUAAAUACUUCUCACCUCAAAAUUACAUUGUAAAGGACAAUCUUCUUACUCUUGGAAAUAUUGCCAGUGGAAAUACUAAGUCAUGAACUUUA
This is a messenger RNA of Selaginella moellendorffii, 670 nucleotides long. Its product is annotated as RNA-binding protein 7. Gene Ontology annotation, molecular function: RNA binding. The record is from RefSeq and is a predicted model, not a curated record. The transcript has 4 exons. NCBI's taxonomy places the organism in Eukaryota, Viridiplantae, Streptophyta, Lycopodiopsida, Selaginellales, Selaginellaceae. The coding region runs from base 39 to 512 and encodes 157 amino acids.